Molecule: messenger RNA, 1311 nt
Organism: Schizosaccharomyces osmophilus
Lineage: Eukaryota; Fungi; Ascomycota; Schizosaccharomycetes; Schizosaccharomycetales; Schizosaccharomycetaceae
Gene: hfl1
Product: organic solute transmembrane transporter
Exons: 3
Coding region: 1-1311 (436 amino acids)
Biological process (GO): transport
Molecular function (GO): transporter activity
Source: RefSeq, a predicted model, not a curated record
AUGGAAAACGAAAUUGUCGCUUUAUGCGGCAUUUUCGUCCUUAUUUCACUGGCUCUAUCAAUCAUCUCCAUCUCUUCUCACUUAAAAAAUUAUAGAAAACCCGUUUUGCAGCGCUCUGUAGUAAGAAUUUUGUUAAUGAUCGUUACUUAUUCUAUCGUUUCUUUUUUGACUGUAUAUAAUGAAAGAAUUGGAGCCUUUUUUGAACCUUUCAGGGAAAUCUACGAGGCAUUCGCACUCUAUUGUUUCUUUUGUUUGCUAAUUGACUAUCUGGGUGGUGAAAGAGCCGCUGUAAUCAUUUUGCAUGGGCAUUUACCACGCCCUCGUUUAUGGCCUAUGAAUCAUAUUCAGAGUGAUAUUGAUUUAGGCGAUCCUUACACAUUUCUUUCUAUCAAGCGAGGUAUUUUACAGUACACAUGGAUAAAACCAUUUCUCAUUAUAGCUACACUCCUAAGUAGAGCGUUGGGAGUCUAUGAAGACGAAGACAAGCCCGUUUAUAUAACAGCAGCUUUAUGGAUUGGCUUACUGUACAACAUUUCCAUUACUAUCUCUCUCUAUUCUCUAACAACAUUUUGGGUCUGCUUACACGAGGAGCUGGCUCCGUUUCGACCUUUCCCGAAAUUUCUCUCCGUAAAAGCCAUUAUUUUCGCCUCAUAUUGGCAGCAAACUCUAUUGUCCGUCGCCGGCUGGCUUGGUAUUUUACCAAGAAAACAUGGAAUAUUUAUCUUACUAGACCAGAAUGUUCUUAUGUGCUUGGAAAUGCCUUUCUUUGCAUUGUCUCAUUGGCAUGCCUUUCGUAUUAAAGACUAUAUAACUCCAUCAUGGAUAUCGUGUUCAAGGAUGCCGAUUUUUAGAGCCUGGAAAGAUGUCGUGGGAUUUAAAGACGUCUGGUGCGACAGUAUUCAAACAUUACAAGGUGAUCGAUAUGUAUAUGAGAAUUUUGAGCCUGCUGAGUGCCAGGUCCCCUCAAGACAUGACGCACGAUUAAAUCGGACAACCCACGGGCUGCGUUAUAGUCAAGGAGGCCAAAGAAAGUUCUGGGUUUCCCGAUAUGAUCAAUCACGCGUACGUUUAAUAAACAACAACGAUUCCCAAAACUCUCCAGCAUCAAACAUGACCUACUUUUCUAUUCCUGGCCUAUAUAGCGAAUCUCAGCAUUAUGAAGGGGGCAUAUGUUUUGAUAUAGACGACGAGAUGGAAUCGCUUUAUGCUCAAGCAAAGGGUAUGCCUUUCGGUGACUACAAUUAUCCAGUGCUUCCAAUCCCGACUGUUUCAGAAACCAACUCUGUAAGAAGAAGCCUUUCAGAAACAUGA